GAGGAGGGAACCGAAGCAGGAAGGAAGGCAGGCGGUCACAGAGGGAAGGGAAGGCAGGCUGUGAAUGCUAACGAGCGGCGUCAUAAUCCCGGCGCUCCGUAGGUAGCGGAGUUAGAUUUUAUUUUUUGUGUUUUUUCUUCUAAAAAAAGGCGUCUCGGCGCUGAGAGGAGCAGCGGCCGCGUGUAAACACCGACUAUGCGCCAGUGCCGCCUUCGCCCUGCGCGCGUGCAGCAGCCUCACCGCCGCCCGCACGUUUGAUCAGAAGGGAAGAAAAAAAAAACUGGUCUUUUUUCCGCUGAGUGAAAUGUAUCGAGACUGCUCGCGACUCACAUUCUGACAAUGGAGAUUGAAAACAUCGUGGCCAACACGGUUCUCCUGAAGGCACGGGAAGGUGGAGGAGGGAAGAGGAACGGCCGCAGUAAGAAAUGGAAGGAGAUGCUAAAACUGCCCCACAUCAGCCAGUGUGAGGAGCUGCGCCGCUCAAUCGAGAGGGACUACACCAGUUUAUGUGAGAAGCAGCCCAUCGGUCGGCUGUUAUUCCGUCAGUACUGUGACACCAGGCCGGAGCUGAAGCGCUGCAUCGAGUUUAUGGAUACUGUGGCCAUGUACCAGCUAGCUCCUGACGAGAAGAGGAGGGACUAUGGACUGAAUGUUUUAGACACAUACUUUAAUAAUGGGUCGGCCGCCCAUCUGCCAGACGUACCCCAGGAAAUGGUCGCCGGGUGUCGGGAGAAGCUGGAGCAGAGUCCAUGUAAGGAGCUCUUCAAUGACUGCACCAAAAUAGUUCGUGAUUAUCUGGGUGGAGCUCCAUUUUCCUCUUACCAGGAGUCCAUGUACUUCUCUCGCUUCCUGCAGUGGAAAUGGUUGGAGAGGCAACCAGUAACCAAAAAUACCUUCAGACAUUACAGAGUACUAGGAAAAGGUGGAUUUGGCGAGGUUUGUGCCUGCCAAGUACGUGCCACCGGUAAGAUGUACGCCUGUAAAAAGCUGGAAAAGAAACGAGUGAAGAAAAGAAAAGGUGAAGCAAUGGCACUAAACGAAAAACGCAUUUUAGAAAAAGUUAACAGUAGUUUUGUAGUUAGUCUAGCAUAUGCCUAUGAGACCAAGGAUGCGCUGUGCCUGGUGUUGACCAUAAUGAAUGGCGGGGACUUGAAGUUUCAUAUCUACAACAUGGGCAACUCUGGCUUUGACGAGCAGAGGGCCAUCUUCUAUGCUGCUGAGAUCUGCUGUGGCCUUGAGGACCUGCACCGUGAGAGGAUAGUCUACAGGGAUUUGAAACCUGAAAACAUCCUUCUGGAUGAUCGUGGACACAUCCGAAUUUCAGACCUGGGCCUCGCUGUUCAGAUCCCUGAAGGAGAGACGAUACGAGGGCGAGUGGGCACCGUUGGAUACAUGGCACCCGAGGUGAUCCAGAACGAGAGCUACACCUUCAGCCCCGACUGGUGGGGGCUGGGCUGCCUGAUCUUUGAGAUGAUACAGGGCCAGUCGCCCUUCCGCAAGCGCAAGGAGCGGGUCAAGCGGGAGGAAGUGGACCGACGAGUGCGCGAGGACCAGGAGGAGUACUCCGAUAAGUUUGUGGAGGAGGCGAAGGACAUUUGCAGACAGCUCCUGACUAAGGACCCUAAGGAGCGACUGGGUUGUCAGGGUCGAGGGGCCAUAGAGGUCAAACAGCACCCCAUCUUCAGGAACAUCAACUUCAAACGACUGGAGGCCAACAUGCAGGACCCUCCCUUUAGCCCUGAUCCCCGGGCCGUGUACUGUAAAGACGUCCUGGACAUUGAGCAGUUCUCCACCGUCAAAGGCGUGAACCUUGACCCCACAGAUGACGACUUCUACUACAAGUUUGUCACAGGCAGCGUCUCCAUCCCGUGGCAGAACGAGAUGAUUGAGAUGGAGUGCUUCAAAGAAAUCAACGUCUACGAGACCGACGGGACGCUGUGCUCCGAUCUGGACGUGAAUCGGCCUAAUCCUCCACCAAAGAGAGGCUUCUUCUACCGCCUGUUCAGAAGAGAGGCAAGUGCUAGUGCUCCGGCAACUGUCCGGGGGGGUGGGGGCUAAGGUCUGUUUUAAGAGCGGUUACAGUGAUGACGAGAUCGAGGAGCCCUCGCGACUUUAAACCACUCCUUCCUCCUCCUCCCGCCUCUAUCCGCCGAACUUCACCACAAACUCCAACCGAGCGCAAAUCUUAGGAACUCAGUGAAUGUUGACCUGUAUUUAUGAGCUGUAUUAAAAGUGUAUUAUAAUUAAAGCUAAAAGUAUGAGUUUAAAGAUUUUGUACAUUUGUACUUGAAUUUAUGUCUAGAUGUAUAUUUUCACUAAAGGUUGUAUUGUACAAAAAGCCAUAAAAGUACCACUUGAAUGCAUAUAUUACGUUUUGAUUUCCUUUUUUUUUCUUUUGGAAUGAGUAUGGAUAAUGUGUAUCGGGGAGUUUUUUUUAAUUUUUUUUUAAGCACAGUAAUAACUGUUUUUUUUCUUUUUUUUUUCCUCAAUGUAGCAUCAUGCCUUUUUUAUUUUAUUUUUAUACAUGUGCUGUGUUUGUCAUUGAUUUGGUCAACAUGACGUGUUUUUAGCAGAUUCACCCGGUUCCCAAACUAACCGAUAGCCUCGGCCCCCCCCCCCCCCAAAACACACCCAGGGCGAUCUGAGAGAAGCGCAUUGAACCAAAUACUAUUGGGGGGAAAAUAAAUCCAGUCCAGUGUAGUUGUUUUGAUGCCGCCACUUCCUAAUUAAAAUUAGUUCUGAAGUGAUAAUCCACAUCUUUCUCUUAACCCAGUCAGUUAGGUUGCACUGGAGUGUCUAUCGUGUGUAGUAAACCAUCUUCUAGGGUCCUGGACCAGCUCAAUUUCAGCGGAGAUGCUUGGAUUUGAUUCUAGACAACAUGGAGUCAGCAAGUGCAAUAAUUGGAAUAUUCAAAGUAAAUGUGGCAGGGGCCUUUUCUGUCAACGGAAGGGCCGAUAUUAUAUCCAAUUAGAAUUAUCAUUCUUGUUCUUAAUAGAUUUCUUAUGGUGUUUUAAAAGGCUCAGAUCUUUUCAUUUCAGAUGUCAGGCUGCGUUUCCUUCAGAAGAACAGCUGUUGAGUUAGUCUGUUACAUUAUUCACUCAGGCAAACAUCUUUUCUGGUUAUCUUUUAUUCCGCAUUCUUUUUUUUUUUCUUUCAUUUUUACAGCUUCUUUUGUUGUGCUACUUGGGUUAUACUUUUGUUUUGGUCUUUCCUGAUGUGUCCAUUUUUUGUCAUAAACCGGUUUCGUGUGCUGAGCGGAAUUCCUUUCACUUAAAAUAUCUUAGUAAUUUGCCACCCGUAUUUACAGUGUACCAGGAAUGUUGCUGGAGUGGGAACACAUGACUGAUGAUGAUGAUGGUGGCGGCGCUGUUUAAGAUAAUCUGGUCUGCAGUUACGAGGUCUUCAUCUUGACAAGCAAUUGCUGUUGCAUCAAACUGGCGGACAUGGAACAUUGGCCUGGCACGAGGCCUCCUGGUAGACGUUCGCCCCCGCGGCUUCGGCUGUGUUUGUAUUGGAUGAAAAUACCAUUUCUUAAUCGUAAUAUUCCAUUUCAAAAACCUGUAUGUAGUUAUGACGUAGGAGUUGCUUGGGGCAAUUGUGUGUGUGUGUGUGGACUGAGGGGAACGGGAAUAACGUUCAUUAGCAUAUUGCGGGUAGAGUUUCCAUCAUGUGUGUACAGGAACAUUCGUCCACUUGCAGAGCCACAGUGGCUGUGCACUUUAGUGUCAUCAAAGACUAAGUGCUUACUUCCCAGUUAAUUGUUUUUCCUCAUUUGCAUUUCGGAGGCAUUUGAAGCCGUUUUGCUUUUGAGGAAGUCGCUGUUUACGCCCAUCACCUGUUUUAAUGCUGUGAAUAACUAAUCUGGACAUGUUCACUUUGUGUCUGUGUGUGUGUGUGUGAUUAUUUUUCAUUGUGAGCAAAUAAACAGUCUGUUCAGUCCACCGCGAUUAAGUACAACAAUACAAUAGUGACACUCAUUUGAAUUUAAAACCAUUUAAGACCGUACACGUAAAAUGGUACGCAUGUUAUUCCCCAUCCUUAAAUCUAAUUUGGAUAGUUGGCUUGUUCUAAAAAAUGUUGUCCCCUGUUGCACAUUCCAUUUUUAAAAAUCAAGAAUCGAAUGCGUGCAUCUGUUGCUUUGAUUCGUUUGAUCACUUAAGUUUCUGAGUGUCUUUGUUUUUGUUGCUCUCAGGCACAUUUUGAAGCUGAUUUCUCUUGCCUAUGUAGAUUUAAGCCUUUUAGCUCUUUAGCCUCAAAAACCUUGUAAAUGAUGUAUUUCUAAGAUGUAACUAGCUCACACUCACUCUCACGGGGAAACUAAACUGUGUUUGCCACCCAUGCCUCUGUCAUUGUUUGAACGUUGCUCUUCUAGCACCCAUAUAGCAGUAAAGAGUCAGUUUAGUUUCAUUGCACUAUGGUGUGUUUUGACAAUGACUAUAGGAAGUGUCUUUAACCUUUUUUUUUUUAUUGCCAAUGAUACCAAAAGCAACAUCAAGGAAAUCAAACCUGUCUCGUGGGACAGGUUGGUCUGAAAAUGUUCCUGAAGAAAGACUGAUAGCCUUUAUUAUAUGUGCCAAUUACCAAGUUAAGUUCUGACGUCCCGCCUUUUUUUCCAAUCAUUCCGUCCAUUCUGAGAGAAAUUCCUUCACGUAAAGGAACUUUAAACGGCUCAACGGUUUUGAAUGUCCGCACUAAGUGCAUUGUAAUGCCUGUUUAAAAAAAAAAAAAAAAAAACAUAUGUUUUAUUACUCAAGCAUGUAUUGGUUUGUAAUACUUCAGAUUCCUUGUAUAUGUAAAUGAUGACCUUCUAGAGCCAACAUAUCUCACUGGUAUGGGAGGACAACUUUAUAAUUGGCAAGGUGACCAGCUGAGUCGGCCCCCGUUUAAAAGCCCAGCAUGCAUUCCUUCCCUCCCGCCUCCCUCCAAGGCAGUGAUGCCGAGUCUCUCCCUAAAAGUUGGCAUGGCGCUCACCAGCAACACUUCGAAGGGAGAGAUCCUCAGUUCCUUGAUGUCAGUAGUCUGGUUUCUGGUUCUCAAGGGUGUCACACUUCUGGCCAGGAAUAUCAGAUAAGCGGUUGUUUCAAGGGGGAAAAAAGGAGGGAGAAAUGCCACGUGCAUUAUUGGUAUUUAAACGGGGCCUGGGACUGAUUUUUCUCCUGUUCGUUUUUUUUUUUUUAUAUCUGUACAGUCAUGUCGUUCAACCACUGCAGUCAUUGUUAAUUCUUGUACAAGUUGUAUCACUGGUUGUUGUACCAUAUCUGACAUUUGUAAUUAUGAAAUAAUACACUGCCAUUUGUAUAAAAAUACUUGUCUUGA
Gasterosteus aculeatus aculeatus (three-spined stickleback) is the source of this 5316-nucleotide messenger RNA. It is a transcript of the gene grk4, whose product is annotated as G protein-coupled receptor kinase 4. Gene Ontology annotation, molecular function: ATP binding; G protein-coupled receptor kinase activity. Gene Ontology annotation, biological process: signal transduction; protein phosphorylation; regulation of signal transduction. Gene Ontology annotation, cellular component: cytoplasm. Lineage: Eukaryota; Metazoa; Chordata; Actinopteri; Perciformes; Gasterosteidae. The record is from RefSeq and is a predicted model, not a curated record.